Drosophila elegans is the source of this 1746-nucleotide messenger RNA. RefSeq lists its product as uncharacterized. The transcript has 4 exons. Gene Ontology annotation, cellular component: extracellular matrix. The coding region runs from base 71 to 1594 and encodes 507 amino acids. NCBI's taxonomy places the organism in Eukaryota, Metazoa, Arthropoda, Insecta, Diptera, Drosophilidae. The record is from RefSeq and is a predicted model, not a curated record.
GCCCAGAAAAGUAUCAUUCGCUGAUCCAGUUCACUUCUGUAAAGAACUACCAAUCAGCACUCCCAGCAAAAUGGCCUUCAAGUUUGUCUUCGCCCUCGCCUUCGUCGCCGUGGCCAGCGCCGGUUACGCCCCCAUCGCCGCCCCCCAGGUGUACCACGCCGCCCCAGCAGUGGCCACCUACGCCCACGCCCCCGUGGCCGUGGCCCAGAAGGUCGUGGUCAAGGCCGCCGAGGAGUACGAUCCCCAUCCCCAGUACCGCUUCUCGUACGGAGUGGACGACAAGCUGACCGGCGACAACAAGGGACAGGUGGAGGAGCGCGACGGCGAUGUGGUCCGCGGAGAGUACUCCCUGAUCGACGCCGAUGGCUACAAGAGGACCGUCCAGUACACCGCCGACCCCAUCAACGGAUUCAACGCCGUGGUGAACCGUGAGCCCCUGGUCAAGGCCGUCGCCGUUGCCCCUGCUGUGGUGAAGACCAUCGCCGCUCCCGUUGCCCACUAUGCCGCCCCUGCCGUUGUGAAGACCGUGGCUCCAGUGGCUCACUAUGCCGCCCCCGCUGCCUACACCUCCUACGCCGCCCCUGCUGUGGUCAAGACCGUGGCGCCAGUGGCUCACUAUGCUGCCCCCGCUGUGGUGAAGACUGUGGCUCCAGUUGCUCACUAUGCUGCCCCCGCUGUGGUGAAGACUGUGGCUCCAGUGGCCCACUACGCCGCCCCCGCUGCCUACGCCUCCUAUGCCGCCCCAGCCCACUAUGCCGCCCCAGCUGCCACCUACACCUCGUACUCGGCUCCCGCCGUGGCCUACCACCGGCAGUUCAAUUAUUAUUCAAACCACGAACUCCACAGAAGGAGGACAAAGUCUCGCUUCUUUCGCUCUGCAAUUCGCCCACUAACCUCAAACACUCGCAAAAUGGCUUUCAAGCUCAUUGCUCUGGUUUCCUGCUGCCUGGCCGCCGUCUCCGCGGGAAUUAUCCCUGUGGAGCACCACGAACAGCAGCCCCAGCUGUACCAGGCCCACCAGCCGCAGCAUGUGAUCUACCAGAAGCAGCACGAGAUCCAUCCCCACGGCCACGAGGUGUAUCCCGACGAUCCCCAUCCCAAGUACAACUUCGCCUACGAUGUGCAAGACGCCCUGUCCGGGGACUCAAAGAGCCAGGUGGAGUCCAGGGAUGGCGAUGUGGUCCAGGGCGAGUACUCGCUGGAUGAUGCCGAUGGCUUCCGCCGCACGGUGAAGUACACCGCCGACUCUGUCAACGGAUUCAAUGCCGUCGUCCACCGCGAACCCCUGGCCCAUGUGCAUCACAAGGUGGUGGCUGCUGCUCCGGCGGUGCCUGUUCAAUACCACCACGCCCCUGCCGCCCCCGCUGCCGUGAUCAAGAGCUACGCUGCCCCCGCCCCCACUCAUGCCUAUGUGGCCCCCACCUAUGCCGCCCCCGCCUACACCGCCCCCGCCUACACCGCCCCUGCCUACACCAACCACCAGGCCGAGCAGCCCCAGGAACAGGAUCACCAGCAGCACCACUACGCCAGCUACGAGUCCCCCGCCCACUCGCAGGCCGCCCACGAGGGUCACGAGUACUACCACCACCAGUAAGGGGCUCCCACCGCAGAUCACCUGACAAGCGAAAGUAUUAUCCCGCAUACAUCCCACUACGAUAACUCAUUUAGCCCAUUAAUCUAGUUAUGUUGAUUAGUUUUAACCCCAAUGUAAAUAUUUUCAAUAAAAUUUUCAAAUACCUAUAUAAA